AGUGAGGCGCGAUUUGGCGGUCAAACAGUGGUCUCUGUGUCCGACUACCCAUCCAUUGAUUAUGCGUUCAUUGGGUUACGAUUUACGCCAUAAAUGAGUGCCAAAUAUAUAUGAAUCAGUGAAUCAGUGUUUGUGUGGAGUAUUGCAUAACAAUUAUAGCGGUGUUUGUGUUGACUGUGAGUACGAAUGGCUGGCUUUGAGGGCAAAAACUUUUACUUUGAUUUGGAAAACUCGCCACAAAUUGGCCGACAGUUGCAUCAACUCAUCGCCCGAUUGGGAGGGGAGAUCCGCGGUUUCCUCGACCACAGAGUGAAGUACAUAAUCACAUCGCGACCUAAGGAUCAGUGGCCGCCCAAGACUACCGGUGCCGACAAACUGAGACAAUCGGACGCCUGUCGCGAACACACCGUCCAAUCGCCCAUCAAUUUGAACAAAAACUCCAGUUUUUCGAGAGGAUCGCUAUUACUGUCGAAGAUUAGGGCGAAUACCGUGAAUGAGGUGAAGCCGCCGGCCCUCCCGACCGAUGUCUUAGAAAGGGGUCGAUUCCUGAACAUAACGAUCCUGAAGGACGUGGAUGUGCUCGAGUUCUGUAAGAAUCACUUGAGUCCACAAGUGGUCAACGAUUGUGCCGUCAAUUCGGCGCAAAUCAAGCGCUUCAAUGGACCCAACAUUAAGGUUGAGGACAAUCGCCUCCAACACCGACCCAUAUAUAAGGAGUUCUUCGAGUGGCCGACCAUUAGCUACGAAUUCCACGAGUUUUUGUGUCCAUUCGUUAAGAAAAGAGUACAAAAAGAGAGAGUCGUUGAGCCGAUUGAGUCGCUCGAAGGGCUGGCCGUCAAGAGGUUUAACGACAAACAGUUCACGAAUGGCAUGAAUGCCGACAAUAAGUGUGUGAAUAAUAAGACUAAAAGCCAUAAAACUAAGACAAAAACUGGUGACAAGAACGCGAAGACUCCGCCAAAAGACGUGACACUCAUUAAGAAGAAUCUAAUCAAAAGGCGCCGAACGCCAGCCUAUUGUGAGAUCUGUGGCACAGAAUACGAGGACCUGUCGGAGCAUCUGAAGAGCGAAGAGCACGAGACGUACACCAAGAAUGAGGACAACUAUAAAGAGCUGAAAGGAGUGAUACAAUCGCUGCAGCCGUUCCUCGAGACCACGAGUACUGCCGCCAAAUGUGUGAACUUCGACGACGGCUCCAGUUGUGAGAGCGAUGGUGAGGGCAGUGAGGAUGAGCUGCCGUGCAGUCCAUUCCAGUCGACGCCCAACAUGUCGACAACCAUUCAGUUGUGUGGUUCCAAACAUAAGUCACAUUUCCUUCCGAUCCACGAUCUCGUCGGCAAUCGGUCGCCGCAUGAAGAGGAGGCCAGGGAUGAGGUGGAGGUGGCGGGAAGGCAUGAGGGCAGGCAUGAGGACCGGCGCUCGAGUGAGCGGUCGUCCAAAACUGAUUUAGAAGUGAUUCCGCCGUCCAUUUCGUCGCCGAAGUCCAGAAGCGGUGAUAAAGUGACUCUAAUUUAUAAUAACUAUACAAACGAUUCAACCGAUAGUCAAACGAAUGAACUGUCGCUCGAGUUAUGA
This is a messenger RNA of Oppiella nova, 1575 nucleotides long. The record is from the annotation of a GenBank genome assembly. NCBI's taxonomy places the organism in Eukaryota, Metazoa, Arthropoda, Arachnida, Sarcoptiformes, Oppiidae.